GAGUUUCUCCGUCUUUCGAACCGUCUCAGUUGUCGGUGAGGCCGGCGGGGCGGAUCCCACACUAGAGUGAAAGAGAAAAUAAAGCAACACAACAAUAAUAACAACUUGGCCGUUUCGUACAUUUCGCUAGCAAGCUCCCCUGUGGAUAUAUAAAACAUCAAGAUGCCCUCAGCGAUGAAUGCAAACAGGACAGUGCAGUCUGCCAGCCCAGAUGUGGGAUCCGCUCCAGGGUCAAUGGGCAGUUUUGCACUCGGUGGACAGUCUGAAGUAUUGAAGCAAGUGCUUUGUGUCAUCGACAAGAAGGUGCGCAACAUGGAGAAGAAAAAGAGCAAAUUGGAUGAUUAUCAAGUCAGGAAGAAUAAAGGGGAGCGACUCAAUCAGGACCAGCUGGAGGCCCUCUCCAAAUACCAGGAAGUCAUGAACAACUUGGAAUUCGCCCGAGAGUUGCAGAAGACGUUCAUUGCAUUGGGACAAGAUAUCCAGAAGGUGGUGAAGAAGUCUGCGCGGCGCGAGCAGCUGCAGCGGGAGGAGGCAGAGCAGAGGAGGCUGAAGACAAUUCUGGAGUUGCAGUUCCUCCUAGACCGGCUGGGAGAAGAGACUGUGCGGCAGGACCUGAAACAGGGAGUUGGUGGUUCACCACUGCUGACAGAUGCGGAUCUCACAGCUUUUGAUGAGUUUUACAAAUUAGUGGGGCCAGACCGUGACCGAAACGUCAGGUUGGUGUUGGCCGACCAGUAUGAAGAAGCAUCUGUGCACCUCUGGGACCUGCUGGAAGGGAAGGACAAGGCUGUGGUUGGAACAACAUACAAGGCACUGAAAGAGACUUUGGACCAGGUUUUGCUGAGCGGGUAUUUUGACCAGGUUCCAUCUCACCAAAACGGAGUGUGUGAGGAGGAAGAGGAGGAAGAGGCGGCGGCGGGAGCGGCGGCGGCGGCGGCAGCAGAAGCAGCAGCAGCAGCAGCUGAAUCGUCAGAAGCAGAAGAGCAGGCUGUUGAUCCUGAAACUGAAAUAAUUGAGGAGUUCACAGAGCCCAUUGCAGUGGAAACGACAGAGUUUGUAAAUAGACAGUUCAUUCCAGACGGCACAUACAGUAGCAGUGAGAAGGAGCAGGGGGAUGAGUGGACCACGGAAACAGAGGCAGUUAGUGCCAUGCAGCAGCAGCAGCAGCAGCAGCAGCAGCAGCAGCAACAGCAGCAACAGCAGCAGCCUGUGCAGCCCGUGCAGCCUGUGCAGCCCGCGGCUCCCCCAGUUGCCCUGGAGACCCACCCCAUGAACUUAGCGUCUCCUGUGCCACCUACUGACCCCAUGGUCAGGAAGCAGGUGGUGCAGGACUUAAUGGCACAGAUGCAGGGAACGUACAACUUUAUGCAGGACUCCAUGCUGGAGUUUGAUGGACAGCCCAUUGACCCAGCUAUUGUAUCAGCGCAGCCCAUGAAACCCGCUCAGAACAUGGACUUACCACAGAUGGUGUGUCCUCCCGUUCAUCCAGAGUCCCGACUGUCGCAACCUAACACUGUUCCUGUCCAGCCUGAGCCCACACAAGUCCCCAUUGUCUCUCCAACACCGCCCCCCAUGUAUCAGACCUCACACACACCAGAUCCUCGACCCUCAUCAGAAUCUAUCGACCCCAUCCAGACAUCAAUGUCCUUGUCGUCGGAGCAGCCUCCCCCUUCUACAGCUCUCCCCCCUGCCUCUCAAACGCAGGUUUUCCAGCCUGUUUCCAAAGCUCCUCACAGCGGUGGCAUCAAUGUCAAUGCAGCACCAUUCCAGUCAAUGCAGACAGUGUUCAACCUCAAUGCCCCAGUCCCGCCAGCUAAUGAGACAGAGGCUUUGAACCAGGCCAGCCAGUACCAGAACAGCUACAACCAGGCCUUCAGCAGCCAGUCGCAGCAUCCUGUGGAGCAGGCGGACAUGCAGUCAGAACAGCUGCAGUCUGUAGUUGGUGCCUUCCAUUCCCAAGACCAGUCAGGAGGCCAUCAGCAGCCUACCCAGCAGGGCCCAGGCUUCGGCAGGCAGGCUCAGUCCUUCUACAAUAGCAGAGGCAUGUCUCGUGGUGGACCCCGCAAUGCCAGGGGCAUGAUCAAUGGCUACAGGGGCUCAUCAAAUGGAUUCCGAGGUGGCUAUGAUGGUUAUCGUCCUCCUUUCGCCAACACUCCAAACUCUGGUUAUGGACAGACUCAGUUCAACACACCUCGGGAUUACUCAAAUGGGAAUUAUCAGAGGGACGGUUACCAACAGAACUAUAAGCGUGGAGCUGGUCAGGGACCCAGAGGAGUGUCAAGAGGCAGCACUCAGGCAAUGCGAUCCUGAAAAGGCCUUUCAUAAUGACUGUGACUGAUUUAACUUGCACCACACUGAAAAUUCAAAUUUCAAGAAUGCAUUUGCCCCAGCUCAUUCAUGUUCUCUUUUGUUUGUUCUUCAUCAGUGGUAUUCUCCUGUCUCUUCAAUCAAAGUAAUGCCUGCUUUGAUAUUUGGAAAUAUUAAAUCAUAUAAAGUCUAAAACACAUGGUAAGCUGUAAAUCCAAUCAUCGAUUUACACGCGCCAUGUGUUACAAUAUUCCUGUAAACUUGAAAGAUUUCAUAAGUUAUUUUUUUGUAUAAAAAAAAUGCACCUGCCACUGCUGGUCCAAUCCUUGGGAGUUGAUCCCCUUUCUCAGUUUUUCUGUCAUUUUGGUUCUAAAAAAAAAAGCGUUUUGUGUUCAAUGAGCUCCCAUUUCCUUGUUUGUAAGUUGAUGUUGCUUCAAGAGUUUCAAUAAAGUUGUGUUGCAUACCCAUG
Molecule: messenger RNA, 2776 nt
Organism: Xiphias gladius (swordfish)
Lineage: Eukaryota; Metazoa; Chordata; Actinopteri; Istiophoriformes; Xiphiidae
Gene: caprin1b
Product: cell cycle associated protein 1b
Exons: 18
Coding region: 163-2310 (715 amino acids)
Cellular component (GO): cytoplasm
Molecular function (GO): RNA binding
Source: RefSeq, a predicted model, not a curated record